Molecule: messenger RNA, 1299 nt
Organism: Centruroides sculpturatus (bark scorpion)
Lineage: Eukaryota; Metazoa; Arthropoda; Arachnida; Scorpiones; Buthidae
Product: ectonucleotide pyrophosphatase/phosphodiesterase family member 6-like
Exons: 7
Coding region: 1-1299 (432 amino acids)
Source: RefSeq, a predicted model, not a curated record
AUGGCUGUCAAUCGAGAUGACGCAUCUUUAUCUGUUCUUUUUUUGGCAUAUUUAUUGUCGCAAACGUAUCUAGUUUUAUCAAAAAAUCAAUCUCUGUUCAUCUUGAUGGUGGACGGAGUGAGAUGGAAUUAUAUAGACGAAAAUGGAUUAAUUGGGUUUCCCAUUAUGGAAAAAUUUGGUGUUAGAGCUCAAUAUGUUUUGCCUAUUUUUCCAUCUAAUACCUAUCCUAAUUGGCUAACUAUGGUCACAGGCGUUUAUUCGGAAAAUCAUGGAUUUGUGAAUAAUUAUAUGUACGACAAAAAUAAAGAUAUAUAUUUCGAAGCAUCUCCUUCUUCCGAUGAUAUAUGGUGGUGGAAAGGUAUCGAACCGAUCUGGAUAACGGCUGAAAAACGUGGAAUAAAAUCGGCUUUAUACAAUUGGGAUGGAUGUAAUUUAGAAGUGGAUGGAGUCAAAGCAAGUUACUGCCGUCCUUACAGGUCUUAUAAGCUAUGGCCUAACGUAGAAAAAGAUACCAGACGAGCUGCUUUUGAAAUUUUGAAUUUGUUUCAACAAGGAUAUAGACUGGGUUUAUUGUAUUUUGAACCUGUCGAUGGUAACGGACAUAUUUUCGGUCCUGAAAGCUGGAUACGAAAAUGGGCUUUACGUCAAAUUGAUAAAAUUCUUUACGAUAUUCAACAAGAAAUACAUAAGAAAGGAAUGAAUAAUGAUGUUAAUGUAAUCGUUGUAUCGGAUCAUGGUAUGACUAGCAUCCGUUUUGGGCGGACAAAAGUGAUCGACAUAAAUUCUGUCGUGUCUUCAGGCGAUAUUAAAGUUAUGCUAGAUGUUUAUUGCAUGUCGAUGCUAUGGCCAGAAAAUGACAAAGAAGAAAAAGUAUACAAUGAUUUGAUAAAUGCAAAUUUGGAAGGACUUCAAGUUUACAGAAAAAGCGACAUCCCCAAUAUUUUUCAUUUUCGUGAUCAUAAUCGUAUCGCUCCAAUCUUAAUGUUAACAAACAGUUCGGAUUACAUCAUUGUUCCUUUGAAUGACCAGAAAAAGAUGAAACCUUAUUAUAUGUUGGGCACAAUAACUUCUUUCUUUUUGUCUGGAAUUCACGGUUGCAACCAAUACACCGAUAAGAUGUCCGACAUGAGAGCCAUUUUUAUGGCUCGCGGUCCCGCUUUUAAAAAUCUAAGAUCUCCACCACUUCACAUGGUAGACCAUUAUAACAUAUUUUGCCACGUUCUUGGAAUCGAACCACUUCCCAACAAUGGAUCGUGGCAUCGAGUAAAAGAUAUGCUUACACAUGGUUCGAAUCUGUAA